Gamsiella multidivaricata is the source of this 951-nucleotide messenger RNA. RefSeq lists its product as uncharacterized. Gene Ontology annotation, molecular function: RNA polymerase II cis-regulatory region sequence-specific DNA binding; DNA-binding transcription factor activity, RNA polymerase II-specific. Bases 1 to 951 code for a protein of 316 amino acids. The record is from RefSeq and is a predicted model, not a curated record. Lineage: Eukaryota; Fungi; Mortierellomycota; Mortierellomycetes; Mortierellales; Mortierellaceae. Gene Ontology annotation, biological process: regulation of transcription by RNA polymerase II; DNA-templated transcription. The transcript is spliced from 2 exons.
AUGGCCAUCUCAUUCGACUUUACUAUGUUUGAUACGACCAACCCCAAGCUCUCGAAAUCGGCGGACGCUCUAGAGUCGGCCCUUGCCCAAUUCGGCAAGCACGCCAGCGUCAACGAUGAUAUCGCCGACAGUCUCUUCGCCGACACUCCUGCUGUCGUCUCAAACAGCGGCAGUGGUUUCGACGAGUGGCUCGCCAACGAUUUCCAGUUGGGAGCCUUGUCUGGCGAUGAUAUCUCUUCCUCAUUGUCGUCAAGCCCAUGCUCGGCACUGGAUGAUUCGCCCCUCUUGGGCUUGGAUUCUUUCAGUGCAGCUAUGGGUCAGUCGCUGUUCGACGUGACCUUGGGCUUCCCUAUUAGCAAUAAUCUGGCUAUGCCUGUCGUUCCCACACCUGCUCCCAUUCCUGUCCAGGUCAAGGCUGCGCCGCUUCUUACAACUGCUGCGGUCCAGCAGGCUGCCGCAGCCCUUAACAUCCCCUGGAGUCACGAUUUGGAGAUGGCUGUACUGGCUCAGGCUGCCAGCCAGGCCUCUGCCUCUGCUUCCGCACCAGCCGCCGCAUUCCCCAUUGACAACGCAUGUGCGAUGAUCAUUCCCAAGGUCGAGCCUGUUGAGAAGAGCUUUGCUUCUGCUCCCACGGUUGAUGUAUCCAAGGCCAAGGACAUCAAGAAGCGUGCAUUCACGCCCGAGGAUGAUAUGGAUGAGAUUGUCGCCAAGCGUGCCAAGAACACGGAUGCUGCUCGUCGCUCCCGUCUCAAGAAGAUGCUUCGCCUGGAGACACUCGAAACCAAGGUGGCCGAGCUUGAGGCGACCAACAACCGCCUGACGAUGAAGGUGGCGAUCCUUGAGACCGAGAAGAAUGGCCAUCUUUCCAAGGAAGUCGAUCAGAGCGCACGUAUCGCUCAGCUCGAGGCUAAGCUUGCCGAGGCCCAUGCUGCACUCACGAGCCGUGCCUGA